UGUAUCCAGCAGGACAGCCAAGGACUAAGAUGCAAUACCAGACUUGUGCAAUUUACAGAUUCAUUUUAUGAGUGUUUGGCAAAGAAACAUCUCAAAUAAUCGACUUUAUUGCAUUUCAAAGAGGGAGGGCUGGAUGUAAAGGAAAGCUAAUGGACUUCACAACGAUUGCACUCCUUCCCCUUCUUUUUGGCAGUGUGGGCCUGUUUCUGUUGUACAAGCUACUGCAGAGGUUGCAGGAGAAGGCCUAUGUCCAGGAUGCUGUGGUGGUGAUUACAGGGGCAAGUUCCGGAUUAGGAAAAGAAUGUGCUAAAUUGUUCCAUGUGGCUGGGGCACGGCUUAUCCUCUGUGGCAGAGACAAAGAAAAGCUACAAUCAGUGGUAAAAGAUCUAGCAAGAUUAAAUGACAAGAAAACAAAGACAUACACCCCUCACAUUGUGUGUUUUGACCUUUCUGACCUUGAGGCAGUCGCAAGCAGUGCCAAAGAGAUCCUUAACUGCCAUGGAUAUGUGGACAUACUCAUUAAUAACGCUGGCAUUAGCUAUAGAGGUUCAAUUCUGGAUACUUCUGUGGAUGUGGACAGAGAGGUGAUGAAUACGAACUACUUUGGACCAGUGGCAUUAACGAAAGAACUGCUGCCAUCCAUGGUCCACAGGAAGAAAGGACAUAUUGCUGUCAUUAGCAGUGUUCAGGGGAAAAUAGCCAUUCCUUUUAGAUCUGCAUAUGCAGCCUCCAAGCAUGCCACUCAAGCUUUCUUUGACUGUUUACGAGCAGAAGUGGAACAGCAUGGAGUUGAAGUGACAGUUGUUAGUCCUGGCUACAUAAGAACAAAUCUUUCAGUGAAUGCUGUAACUGAGGAUGGAUCCAAAUAUGGAGUUAUGGAUAAGACUACAGCAGAAGGCAGAGAUCCUGCAGAUGUUGCUUUGGUUGUACUCAGGGCAGUAGGACAAAAGAAAAAAGAAGUCCUCCUGGCUGGGUUAAUGCCAACUCUGGCAGUGUACUUCAGAACAUUGACUCCCCAAAUCUUCUUCAAUGUCAUGGCUGCUCGGGCAAGAAAAGAGAGAAAACUGAAGAACUCUUAAAAAGAUUACAUGGUUACCACAAAUGAUAAGGUUCAUAAUGUUGUGUUUAUUUCUAAUUGUUAACCUAUGACUCCGUGAAUUCUACUUGUUUUCACCUGAUAAUGUCCAACCAAUGUUUCUUAUUUCCCAAAUAUUGUGGGUGAAUUCUUGAUUAGGGAGUUUAAUCAGAAAUAAAGUUAUUUAUAUGAACUGUAUUAUAAACUUGUUAUCGUCUGAACUGUUAUUCAAACACACCACCACUGCUGAGUUUUAAGACAGUUGCAAGGCUCUGGACUACCAUGUAUGUAUCCUGAGUUUAUGACAUCACAGCAGUCUGGUAUUGCAGGAAAUGUAUGGAUGAUUUAAUCACAAGAUAUGUAGCUGACGCAGUGAAAUCUUGUAGUCAACUUGAAGUUCCAUGCAUAUACAUAGCAACAAAAGGUGAAGUGUCCUAAAACUGAUUGUUUUUAUUAUACUGUUUAAAAAAAAUCAGUGUUCUGGCAGUGCCGUUUUGUUUUUGUUUUUAAAGGAUGCUGAUGAGUCCAGCCAGAAAUGACAUGCUAAACUUCUGAAUAAUUUGCAGGGAAUUUGAUGACUGUCUUGAAUGUUUUGCUUUCUAACAUUGUUUUUCAAUUACUGGGCUUCUCAGUUGCCCGGGUUGAAUUGCUUUUAAAUAUAACUAUUUUUCUGAAGAUAUAAAUGAAAUUAUAAGGUUGUAAGUCUGGUAAGUAGUUGUAUGUCUGUGUGAGAGGGGUAAAAAUGAAAACCUAAAUGCAUAUGGUUUGUAAAAUUCACCAGAACUCAGUGCUGGAAUUCCACAGUUGUUUCGAUAUUUAACCAAUUUUAUUUUGUAUAAAAAUGUGGUAUGCUAAUGAUAGGGUUUAAAAUUGUCAAGCUGUGUGAGAGGAAUGUGACUAAAGGCUUUGUUUACCUCUGAUUUUUUUCUUUAGCUAGAACACCACAGUUUGGGUGACACAAUACAUUCUAAAAUUAAUUUGUGGUUCUUACUUAACGACUGAGAAUUGUUUUACUUUUUUGAAAUAUAUAAAUGUGUAUUGUAUCUGCUUCAUUUGCCAGCAUACUGAAUAAAAGUGAUUUAUUACAUAAA
Molecule: messenger RNA, 2166 nt
Organism: Protopterus annectens (West African lungfish)
Lineage: Eukaryota; Metazoa; Chordata; Ceratodontiformes; Protopteridae
Gene: DHRS7B
Product: dehydrogenase/reductase 7B
Exons: 7
Coding region: 150-1079 (309 amino acids)
Cellular component (GO): membrane
Molecular function (GO): oxidoreductase activity
Source: RefSeq, a predicted model, not a curated record